AUGCAGGCCUCCUCGGGAAUGCUCACCAAGUUUGAGUCCAAGUCGUCGCGCGCAAAGGGAAUCGCAUUUCACCCUAAACGACCAUGGAUUCUCGUCUCCCUACACUCGUCCACGAUCCAGCUGUGGGACUACCGCAUGGGCACCUUGAUUGACCGAUUCGAAGAACACGAUGGCCCGGUCCGCGGUGUCGACUUCCACAAGACACAGCCCCUCUUUGUCUCAGGUGGCGACGACUACAAGAUCAAGGUCUGGUCAUACCAGACACGCCGGUGUCUGUUCACAUUAAACGGGCAUCUCGAUUAUGUUCGCACUGUCUUCUUCCACCACGAGCUUCCCUGGAUCGUUAGUGCGAGUGACGAUCAGACGAUUCGGAUAUGGAAUUGGCAGAACCGUUCCCUCCUCUGCACCAUGACGGGCCACAACCACUACGCUAUGUGCGCCCAAUUCCACCCCAAGGAGGAUCUUGUCGUCUCGGCUUCGCUCGAUCAGUCGGUUCGGGUAUGGGAUAUUUCCGGUCUGCGCAAGAAGCACUCCGCGCCCACAUCGAUGUCCUUCGAGGACCAGGUCGCUCGCGCGAACGCAAACCAAACCGACAUGUUUGGUAACACGGAUGCAGUCGUCAAGUUUGUGUUGGAGGGCCAUGAUAGGGGCGUCAACUGGGUGGCUUUCCACCCUACCAUGCCUCUGAUUGUUUCGGCGGGAGACGACCGCUUGAUCAAGCUGUGGCGCAUGAGCGAGACGAAGGCCUGGGAGGUUGAUACCUGCAGGGGCCACUUCCAGAAUGCAGGUGGCUGUUUGUUCCACCCGCAUCAGGAUCUUAUUUUGUCUGCUGGAGAGGACAAGACGAUCCGCGUCUGGGACCUGAACAAGCGGACUGCUGUCCACACCUUCAAGCGUGAAAAUGACCGCUUCUGGGUGAUUGCCGCGCACCCGGAAAUAAACCUCUUUGCCGCUGGCCACGACAACGGUGUUAUGGUCUUUAAGCUUGAGCGUGAGCGCCCAGCAUCGGCCGUCUAUCAAAACUCGCUCUUUUACAUCACAAAGGACAAGUGUGUCAAGUCUUACGACUUCCAGAAGGGUGUUGAGUCGCCGACGCUGCUGUCCCUUAAAAAGCUUGGCAGCCCCUGGGUCCCACCCCGCACUGUCUCCUACAACCCGGCCGAGCGCUCCGUUCUCGUCACCUCUCCGGCAGAAGGCGGCACAUAUGAGCUCGUUAACCUUCCCCGUGAUGGUUCCGGCGCCAUCGAACCCACGGAAUCCAAGCGUGGCCAGGGCAACUCGGCCAUUUUCGUUGCCCGGAACCGUUUUGCCGUUUUGAACACAUCUACGCAGACGGUCGACAUCAAGGACUUGACUAAUAACACGACGAGGUCAUUUAAGCCUCCUGUUGGCACCAGCGAUAUUUACUUUGGUGGCACCGGAAACCUCCUCAUCAUCACCCCGACAGCCGUGCACCUUUACGAUAUCCAGCAGAAGAAGACUACUGCGGAGCUCGCCGUCAAUGGUGUCAAAUAUGUGGUAUGGUCCAACGAUGGCCUUUAUGCCGCCCUUCUGAGCAAGCACAACGUUACCAUUGUCACCAAAACGCUGGAGCAGGUCAGCACCCUUCACGAGACGAUCAGGAUCAAGAGCGCCACCUGGGACGAUGCCGGUGUUCUCCUCUACUCGACCCUGAACCACGUCAAGUAUACUCUACUCAACGGUGACAACGGCAUUGUCCGCACUCUUGACCAGACCGUGUACCUGGUCCGCGUCAAGGGCCGCAACGUUUACUGCUUGGAUCGCGCUGCCAAGCCCCGUAUUCUCCAGAUCGACCCUACCGAGUACCGAUUCAAGCUUUCUCUGGUCAAGAGGAACUACGAGGAGAUGCUUAACAUCAUCCAGAACUCUAGUUUGGUUGGCCAGUCAAUUAUCUCGUACCUUCAGAAGAAGGGUUACCCAGAGAUCGCCCUUCAGUUCGUGCAGGACCCCGCCACCCGGUUCGAGCUUGCUAUCGAGUGCGGGAAUCUCGAAGUGGCUGUCGAUGUGGCCAAGCAACUGGACCGCCCUAAGCUUUGGACAAGACUGAGCGCGGAAGCACUUGCCCAUGGCAACCACUCCAUCGUCGAGAUGUGUUACCAGAAGCUCAAGAACUUCGACAAGCUAUCGUUCCUGUAUCUCACAACUGGCGACAAUGCCAAGCUCGCGAGGAUGGCGAAGAUUGCCGAGCACCGUGGGGAUUUCACCUCUCGCUUCCAGAACGCCCUUUACCUGGGUGAAGUUGAGGACCGAAUCCAGAUGUUCAAGGAGAUUGAUUUGUACCCUCUGGCAUUCGCGACGGCCAAAGCACACGGCUUGGAAGAGGAGUGCCAGUCCAUUCUCGAGGCCACAGGGCUCACCGAAGAUCAACUCAACCUUCCUACUUUCGGCCAGCCCCUGACACCCCCUAAACCGGUCGUUCCCACGCACGAAGCCAACUGGCCCACCAAGGCGACUUCGCAAUCCGUCUUUGAGAUGGCCCUCCUUGGGCAGGUUGAGGGCCUAUCGUUGGAGGACGAGCCUGCUGCGGCCAAGGCUGAUGGGGAAGAAGAUGGCGCGGCACGCGAGGGCGCCCUUGCGGAAGAUGAGGAUGAGGAUGGUACCGGCUGGGAUAUGGGAGACGACAUUGUGCCUGAGGUUGAAGAAGGCUUUGUCAACGUCGAGAGUGCCGAUGCCGGUGGUGCUGGAAGCAGCGAAGCGGAUUUGUGGGCGCGCAACUCGCCAUUGGCUGUUGACCAUGUCGCUGGUGGUUCGUUUGAGACUGCCAUGCAGCUGCUCAAUCGCCAGGUUGGUGCCGUUAACUUUGCGCCCUUGAAGCCCCGGUUCUUGGAGAUCUACCAGGCUUCCAAGACAUAUCUGCCCGCGUCGGCUGGGUUGCCACCGCUGGUCAACUACGUACGCCGCACGAUCGAGGAGUCCGAUCCUAGGAAAGUUCUCCCCAUCAUCCCAAGGGAUCUUGAAUACUUGGCUUCCAACGACCUCCAGCGUGGUUACGAUGCCAUGAAGGCAAACAAGCUGGAAGACGGUUUGCAGAUCUUCAGGAGUAUUCUACACUCCGUCUUGAUCAAUGCUGUUGGCAGCGACAGCGAGGUCAACGAGGCAAGGAAGCUGAUCUCUUCCGCCAGCGAGUACACCGUUGCCAUGUCCAUUGAGCUGGCAAGGAGAGCGCUCGGUGCCCCUAAUACGGUUAACGCCGACCCAGCGUUGCAGAAGCGCAGCCUGGAGCUAUCGGCGUACUUCACGAUCCCCAAGAUCGAGGUGCCGCAUCGCCAGCUUGCGUUGCUAAACGCCAUGAAGUUGGCCUUGACCAGCAAGAACUACAACUCGGCACUCAGCUUUGCCAACAGGAUACUGGCCAACGGAGGUGCGGCCAAGAUCCUGGAGAAUGUAAGCUUUUCCCCUCCCAUCACCCUUAUUAACAAGCAUCACCAGGCCCGCCGUACCAAGGCUCAAUGCGAGCGCAACCCCAAUGACGCCGUCGAGAUUGAGUUUGACCAGUUCGCCGAGUUCGAAAUCUGCGCGGCCAGUCACACGCCCAUUUACAGCGGCACCGCACACGAGGAGUGUGCGUUUGACGGGUCUAAGUACCACUCCAAGUACAAGGGUACCGUCUGCGUUGUGUGUGGAGUCUGUGAGGUCGGCAAGCACGGCAGUGGGUUGAAGCUUUUUGCUUGA
Messenger RNA from Dichotomopilus funicola, 3693 nucleotides. RefSeq names its product coatomer WD associated region-domain-containing protein. Gene Ontology annotation, biological process: intracellular protein transport; intra-Golgi vesicle-mediated transport; retrograde vesicle-mediated transport, Golgi to endoplasmic reticulum. The coding region runs from base 1 to 3693 and encodes 1230 amino acids. The transcript has 9 exons. The record is from RefSeq and is a predicted model, not a curated record. NCBI's taxonomy places the organism in Eukaryota, Fungi, Ascomycota, Sordariomycetes, Sordariales, Chaetomiaceae. Gene Ontology annotation, cellular component: COPI vesicle coat. Gene Ontology annotation, molecular function: structural molecule activity; protein binding.